Periophthalmus magnuspinnatus is the source of this 1490-nucleotide messenger RNA. Its product is annotated as cytosolic sulfotransferase 1-like. The record is from RefSeq and is a predicted model, not a curated record. Gene Ontology annotation, biological process: sulfation. NCBI's taxonomy places the organism in Eukaryota, Metazoa, Chordata, Actinopteri, Gobiiformes, Gobiidae. Bases 95 to 1015 code for a protein of 306 amino acids. Gene Ontology annotation, molecular function: sulfotransferase activity. Gene Ontology annotation, cellular component: cytoplasm. The transcript is spliced from 8 exons.
ACAGGAGCAGUGAAAAGAAUAGAAAGUCCAAAGAGAGGUCACCUGCGGACAGAACAAGUAGCAAACAGACAGAAUUCCUUAAGUGCUGAUCAACAUGUCAAAUCAAAAUAAUGUGGGAUCACUGCCUCGUCCACAGCUUUUUGACUUUGAUGGAGUUGCAAUGAUCAAGGCUUUUACAGACAACUGGGAAAAUGUGCAAAACUUUCAAGCUCGACCGGAUGAUAUAGUUGUUGCAACAUAUCCCAAAGCAGGAACAACAUGGGUCUCCUGCAUACUGGACCUGCUCUAUUUUGGACAGACAGCUCCAGAGCGGCAGACCUCCAUCCCUAUCUAUGAAAGAGUGCCCUUUUUGGAAAUGUCCAUCUCUAACCCUGAUGAAGGUAUCAACUUAGUGGGAGUAGAUAUGGUCCACAAACUCACCACAACACCACGUUUAAUUAAAACUCAUUUUCCAGUACAAUUUCUUCCGAAGUCAUUCUGGGAGCAUAACUGCAAGAUUGUGUAUGUGGCCCGUAAUGCUAAGGACAACAUGGUGUCCUAUUACCACUUUGAUCGCAUGCUUGCAAUCCAUCCUCUACCUGGAGAAUGGAGUGACUACUUCCAGAGAUUUUUAGAUGGACAAAUGGUAUUUGGAUCAUGGUAUGACCAUGUAAACGGCUGGUGGCAGAAGAAAAAGACCUACUCAAAUCUGCAUUACAUGUUUUUUGAGGACCUUGUUGAGAACACAGAACUGGAAAUAAAUAAACUGUGCAGCUUCCUUGGGCUGUCAGUUAGCCCAGAGAUUGAACAACACAUCACAGGCCAAGUCCAGUUUGACAACAUGAAGGAGAACAAGAUGACCAAUUACUCCACAUUAAGCGGUGCAGUUAUGGAUUUCAAAACAUCUCCCUUCAUGAGAAAAGGAAAAGUUGGUGACUGGAAAAAUCACUUCACUGUGGCCCAAAAUGAGAAGUUUGAUGAAGAUUAUAAACAAAAAAUGAAGGACCCGUCGCUGCAGUUUCGCUCAUUUUUAUGAAUGAAAACAUAUUUGUUAAUCUUUGCCUCUGUAAAGCAGCAACGUGGGAGAAGUUGGGAAAUCACCACUGGGUGGUGCUCUAUACAAACAUUUUUACAAUUUUUUUUAUUAUGAUUUUGAAACUUGAUUAGCCAUCUCCUGUCCUUGCAGUCAAAUGCAAUUAAAAUCCCCCGAAAAAUAAGUUACAUUUUUACAUUCAGUAACAAAACGUAUCCUAACCCUAACCCUAAAUGAAGUAAUAGUAAUCUGUUAUCAUCAAUAUUUCACACAAAUAUAGUCAAACAGACUGUGUGCUAGAUAAAAAUUGAUUCUGGUGAUAAUUGUAUUUUGUGUUAAUGGAUUGUAUCUUGAGAAUGCAUUAUGCCUUAAAAACAAUAUCAUGAUGUCUGAACUUUUUUCAUCGAGAUCUGCAGUAGAAAAUGACAGCUCUACAGUCACAGUGGAUUUGAUUUAAUGCUACUUAAAUGAAUAAAAC